GUUUUCAGGGCCUGGGCGAUGACUUUAGCACCAGACACCUGCUCCUCGCUGCGCUCUGCGAAGUUACUGUCCGGCAUCUUCCACCGAAAAGCUCUAGGUACUCAUGCAGCCGACAAACAAGCGGAGUCACCCAGCAAGGCAAACGCGAAAACGGCGGCACGCCCCCUGUGGUACUGCACCUCUGACGGACAGGAGGGCAACCAACUCUCUUAAACAACCAGAAGGAAGAGGCGGUCUAAAUUCGUCCACUCCCCGGGAGAGGUCAGAAUGUAAACACGCGCGUUCUCCAAUCAGAACUGCGCUCUCUUCCCGGCUCCUGCAUUUGCGCGCCAGAGUGCCAGAGGGAGGCGGGACUAGCAGGAGACUGCUGCCUCGGCAAAGCAGGUAAGAAGCCGAACUGUGAAGCCUCUCGCCAUUGUCUUGGAGUCGGCCAGCCGGAGCGUUUUCCGGGCUGUAAAGGGAGAGUAGCGCAUGCGCGUAUUCGGGGCGGAAGGCGCGCUAAGAGCAGAUUUACGGUCUGCAUUAUGUCUGGAGUCAGAAGUAAGCUUGCUCUUUUCCUCUGCGGCUGUUACGUGGUUGCCCUGGGAGCCCACACCGGGAAGGAGAGCAUGGCUGAACAUCACGAGGCUGAAUAUUACGUGGCUGCCGUGUACGAGCAUCCAUCCAUCUUGAGUCCGAACCCUCUGGCUCUCAUCAGCCGCCAGGAGGCCUUGGAGCUCAUGAACCAGAACCUUGACAUCUAUGAACAGCAAGUGAUGACUGCAGCCCAAAAGGGUGUACAGAUUAUAGUGUUUCCAGAAGAUGGCAUUCAUGGAUUCAACUUUACAAGAACAUCCAUUUAUCCAUUUUUGGACUUCAUGCCGUCUCCCCAGGUGGUCGGGUGGAACCCAUGCCUGGAGCCUCGCCGUUUCAAUGACACGGAGGCAAGUUACAAGGAAGAUAGGUUUUAACUGGAAGGUUCUCUGGUGACCUUGGAAGAACAAGGAAACCCAGUCACAUGCUCACAAUCCAUCUCUACAACUUAGACUGCGCUGGUAUACUCUCGGUUCAACGUACUUGUCCUCUGAAAUCACUGAAAAAUUUUAAGGAAUUAUCACUGAAAAUAAAGUUUUUGCAAAAUGUCCUUUUGAGAAAUCAUGAAUUAAAUGGCUUAUCACAGAUCUAAAUUAUCAGAAGCAUUAGAUAAGAAGCAUGUUCCAGGGACCAUGAGUUUUAGCUGAAGUUUGUUGCUCAUCUGAACCAACUGCCUAAUUUUCCCUGGUGGUACUAUUUAAAAACUUAGUCCAAAAUCUUCCAAUCUCAAACUUUCCUCUUCCUAGUAGAGGUAAGACACAGCACAAAAUGAACAUUUUUUUCCGGAAAAAAAACAACAACAAAAUUUAAAACAAAUCUACUUAAAGAGUACUUGUUUAUUUAGAAUAUUCCCAGUAUUUUGAUGUUCUCAUCUGAGAACAUACUUUUUAAAGAAACAAUUUUAUUAGAUUUUUUUCACUUAUCCAGGAAUUAUGUUCUUUUAUAGAAGGCAGUAUUUCCUUUUGUAGGUUUAUUCUCUCUCUCUCUCUCUCUCUCACUUAUAACCUACAACUUGGCUGGAAUAAGAUGAAAAAACGUAUUCUGCCACCCUGGACCUUUUUUCGCAAACAACUCCUGUUUUGUUUUCUAUUUUCUGGUAGCCCAGAAUUAAUACAAGAGGAACAAAGAUAAGAGAAAACCUGCCAAGACCAGCUAUCUUUUUCUUAAAGAAAUAAAAAUACUAUUAACAUACCCUCCAGCUGCAGCUGCAUGUAGACAAGUCCUGCCAAAAUCAUCUGGGGUAUCUAUAUCAAAUCCUACAAGAAUGAAUACAUCUUAUUUAUAACAGACAUAUUAUUUUACACUAAAGAAUUAUGUCAUGAAAUGUCAAGAAUCACGUCCUCCCCUCUAAUCCCAAACAAAACUAUGGGUUCUGAAGUGCUAGGGUGCCUGUUUAAAAGCAAUAGGAUACAAUGGAGUAUUAUUUAGCAAUAAAAAGAAAUAAAGUACUGAUACUGAUACAUGAAUAACCCUUGAGAACAUUAUAUUAAGUGAAACAAGCCAGUCACAGAAGAUCACAUGUCGGGUGAGUCAAUUUAUAGGAACUGUUCAGAACAGGCAAAUUUUAUAGAGAUGGAAAGUAGAUUAGUGGUUGCCUAGGGCUGAGGGAAAAAAGAAAUGGAGAUUAACUGCUAAUGGUCUUUCUUUAACAGGGGAUGAAGAGGUUUUUUUGUAUUUUUUUUUGAGACAGAGUCUCACUCUGUCUCCUAGGCUGGUGUGUGCAGUGGCGCAAUUUCGGCUUACUGCAACCUCUGCCUCCUGGGUUCAAGCGAUUCUCCUGCCACAGCCUCCCAAGUAUCUGGGAUUACAGGUGCUCACCACCAUGCCCAGUUAAUUUUCCUAUUUUUUUUUUUAGUAGAGAUGGGCUUUCACCAUGUUGGCCAGGCUGGUCUUGAACUCCUGACCUCAAGUGAUCUACCUGCCUCGGCCUCCCAAAGUGCUGGGAUUACAGGCAUGAGCCACCAUGCCAGGCCUGAACCCAACAUCUUCUAAAAGGGGUUAUUAAAUUAUCCAUACUGGACCCAUCUGCAUGUAAUUUUUAAAAAGAAGGAUAAAGAGACCAUCUUAAAAUUUUGAGGGGUUUGAGGAGACAUACAAAAGUCUGCAAAGGUUGCUCUUACCUGAAGAAAGAAGUUUUCUGCAGCAAUCUGAAAAGCCGCUUAAGGCUGCCAAAUGGAGGGGGAACAUUCCAUGUAUGCCACGCCUAAAGUUAAUAGAACAGGACAGUAUCUUCAUUUUAAUACAAGAAAAAUACAAUCAGUUAAAUACAUUACAAAAAGACCACUUAAGUGAAAGAUAACUAAGAGUCAAAAUGUCUAACACUUUGGAGAGUAAUUUGGCUAAAGGUUGAUGGUAGGCAUAACUUAUUACCCAGCUAUUUCUCUCCAAAAGUCGGGUUUUCCACCUUCAGCACUACUGUCAUUACGGACUUUGCUGCGGAAAUGUGAGAAGUCAUUCUGUGUAUGCAGGCUUACAGGCUGUUCAGCAGCAUCCCUAGGCUCUACCCAAUGGAUGUCAUUAACAUUAACACCUUCCUCCCCAAAUUGUGACAACCAAAAAUGUAUCUAGACAUUUGCUUAGAGAGUAAAAUUCACUACCCUGUCACCCCACCUUUGAAACAUUUCCAUAAUGCAAUAUGUUCAAGAAUAUUUAUUGCAGUAAUUCUGUAAUAGUGAAAAACUAUAAGCAACUUGUAUCUGCAAAUAAGGAGAAUGAAUAUACUGUGAAAUCUUUAUAUGAUAAUUCUAUAAAAUAAAU
Piliocolobus tephrosceles (Ugandan red Colobus) is the source of this 3330-nucleotide messenger RNA. It is a transcript of the gene BTD, whose product is annotated as biotinidase. Gene Ontology annotation, biological process: biotin metabolic process. Gene Ontology annotation, molecular function: hydrolase activity, acting on carbon-nitrogen (but not peptide) bonds, in linear amides. Bases 525 to 950 code for a protein of 141 amino acids. Lineage: Eukaryota; Metazoa; Chordata; Mammalia; Primates; Cercopithecidae. The transcript is spliced from 4 exons. The record is from RefSeq and is a predicted model, not a curated record.